This is a messenger RNA of Eleginops maclovinus (Patagonian blennie), 3742 nucleotides long. RefSeq names its product MAM domain containing glycosylphosphatidylinositol anchor 2a (gene mdga2a). NCBI's taxonomy places the organism in Eukaryota, Metazoa, Chordata, Actinopteri, Perciformes, Eleginopidae. Gene Ontology annotation, molecular function: protein binding; axon guidance receptor activity. Bases 630 to 3536 code for a protein of 968 amino acids. The transcript is spliced from 17 exons. Gene Ontology annotation, biological process: synapse organization; homophilic cell-cell adhesion. The record is from RefSeq and is a predicted model, not a curated record. Gene Ontology annotation, cellular component: neuronal cell body; axon; plasma membrane.
GACGACUUUACCGGACUGAACGCUUCUCCUCCUUCUGAGCUCAGAGUGGCAUCACGGAGCCCCAACUAUCUGCAUCCAUACCCCGGCCUGAAGCAACGUGACAAGCCGCUGAACACCCGCUUUUACCCUCAGGAUGGAGGAUGUAACUCCGGUACCAAAUAACGGACAAGGAGCCCCGUGGACACGGCGGAGGGGCAGCGGGGACUUGUGAACAUCCUCCCGGUGGAAGGAUACUGUCACACCGGCGUGUUUUAUGCUGAAUUUUAAUCUUUUUCCUACAAUGUCACCAUCAAGGAGACGCGGCUGAGGCACCUGCUCUUCUUUUUCCCGGGUCUUCGCUGACCAUUAACCUCCUCAACGGUUUCCAACGGCUAACGUUAGCUCCGGUAUGAGCAGAACCGAACCUUCCUGUCACAUCUGACCCGGGUCUGGGGGGGUGGUAGGCGGCAGGCUGCUGCUGGUGGUGGUGGGGGACACAGUUUGUGGAUGAGAACCGGUCACCGGGCCGGAUUCCGUACGGAGCGGAGGAGGUGGAGGAGGAGGGAGGAGCAGAAGCUGCGGGGAACCGAUCUGACAACCUCAUCCCCGGGGGGAGAGAAGCAGCGAGGCGGCCAGAGGAGGAUGUGAAGAUGGGUCUAGUUUUCGGUCUCCUGUGGCUGUUUACCGGCUUCUUGCAGGGCGUGCACGGCCAGGGCGUGUACGCGCCCCCUACAGUGCGCAUCGUGCACUCAGGUCAGGCCUGUAACGUGGAGGAGGAGCGCUACAGUGAGCGGGUUUACACCAUCAGAGAGGAGGAGACUCUGGAGCUGCAGUGUCUGGUGACUGGACACCCCCGACCACAGAUUCGUUGGACGAAGACGGCGGGCGGAUCUUCGGACCGUCAGGGCGACCCGACGCUGCAGAACGAAACUCUGAAGAUCACAAACAUCAGCCGCCACCAGGGGGGGCGCUACUACUGCAAGGCCGAGAACGGACUGGGAUCCCCCGCCAUCCGGUCCAUACGAGUGGACGUCUACUUCCUGGACGACCCGAUGAUAACGGUGCAUCAGAGCGUCGGUGAAUCGAAGGAGCAUUUCUACUUUGAGAGGACGGUGUUCCUGCGCUGCGUCGCCAACUCCAACCCCCCCGUGCACUACAGCUGGAGGAGGGGUCGGGAGGCGCUGACGCAGGGCUCCGACGCCGGGGUGGAGAUCUACGAGCCGUUCUUCACACAGGGCGAGACGAAGAUCUUGAAGCUGAAGAAUCUUCGCCCUCAGGAUUACGCCGUCUACACCUGCAUCUCCUCCGUCAGGAGCGUCUGCGGCAUCACGGACAAGAGCGCCCGCUUCAAUCUGAACAACAGGACAGCUCCUCCCUCCGUUAAGCUCCUCCUGGACGACCCCCUGGUGGUGAACACGGGGGAGACCAUCACUCUGGUCUGCGUGGCGUCGGGCGGGGACCCUCCUCCCGCCUUAGAGUGGGUGAGGCCGGGAGGGGAGGAGCUCCCGAAGAGGAGCGUCGUCAACGGCGGCACGCUGACCGUCCCCGCCAUCACCCUGGAGGACGGCGGCGCCUACACCUGCAUGGGCUCCAACAACGUGGGGAACCCCGCCAAGAAAACCACCACCAUACUGGUCAGAGGUCUUCGUAAAGGUCGGUUCUGGAUCACCCCCGACCCGUACCACAACGACGACAACAUCCAGAUUGGCCGGGAGGUGAAGAUCAGCUGCCAGGUGGAGGCGACGCCGCCCGAGGAGCUGCAGUUCAGCUGGUUGAAGAACGGCCGGCCGCUCCGGAGCUCCGAGCGGAUGGUCAUCACUCACACCGACACCGAGAUCACGCCGGGAACCACCAACUUGGACAUCAUCGACCUCAAGUUCACCGACUUCGGCACCUACACCUGCGUGGCGGCGCUGAGGAACGGAGGGACCCCCGAGAUCAGCAUCGACGUCAACAUCUCCUCCACCACAGUUCCUCCAGAGCUCAGCGUCCCCAGGGGGCGCUCUCACCUCGUCGCUCAGGAGGGCGACACCGUGGACCUGCAGUGUCUGGUCUCAGGGAAACCCAAACCCAUCCUCCUGUGGUCCCGGGUGGAGGAGAGCGGUGCGGCGGCUGCAGCAGCGGCCACGGUGAUCCUGAUGCCGGACGGCUCGGAGCAGACGGAGAGCUACGACGGCGUCCUGAGGAUCAGCAACGUCACCAGGGAGAUGGGUGGGACCUACCGCUGCCAGACCAGCCAGUACAACGGCUUCAACGUGAAGCCCAGAGAGGCUCUGAUCCAGCUGGUGGUGCAGUUCCCCCCCAACGUGGAGCCGGUGUACACAGAGAUCCGUCAGGCUCUGGGCCGGGCGUUCAGCCUCACCUGCCGCCUGCUGAGAGCUCACCCGGCGCGCCUCCUGCGGUACGAGUGGAAGCUGGGCUCCCGCCUCCUCACCGUCGGACAGUUCAGCGACCAGCGCGACGACACCAGCUACCUCGUCAAAGCUCUGAACCGGGAGGGCUACGGCGAGUACACCUGUGACAUCACCAACGAGGCCGGGGCGGGCCGUUGCACCUUCCUGGUCACUGGGAAGGCCCACGCUCCAGAGUUCUACUACGACACGUACAGCGCUCUGUGGCAGAACCGACCGCGAGUCUACGGCUUUAAGCUGCAGUGGACUCAGAUGGAGCCCAGCGCCGUGGACCGGAUCCUGGCCUACAGACUCGGCAUCAGGCAGAUGACUCAGUCUCGCUGGUGGGAGCAGGAGAUUCCCAUCGAGGGAAACAUCCAGAAGGGAGAGCUGCUGACCUAUAACCUGACUGAACUCAUCAAACCCGAGUCCUACCUGGUGCGCCUCACCCCCAUCACCCGCUACGGAGAGGGCGACGCCACUGAACGCAUCAUCACCUACAGCGCUCCCGUUAACCCACAUCUCAGGGAGUUCCAGUGUGGCUUCGAGGACGAGGCGGUGUGUUUGUUUUCUCAGGACAAAACAGACGUGUUCGAUUGGACUCGUCACAGCGCCGCCACGCGAGACACCAAAUACACACCGAACACCGGACCCAGCACCGACCACGCCGGCUCCAAGCAGGGUUUCUACAUGUACAUCGAGACGUCGAGGCCGAGGCUGGAGGGGGACAUGGCCCGGCUGCUGUCCCCCACCUUCAACAUGAACUCCAAGAUCUCCUCCAACCCCGUCACCAACAACCCCACCUACUGCUUCGCCUUCUACUACCACAUGUACGGGAAGCACAUCGGAUCUCUGAACGUCUUUCUACGUCAGAAGGCUCAGACGAUGACGGACACAUCCGUCUGGACUCUGACCGGUAACCAAGGAGACCGCUGGCGACGAGCCAAGGUCAACAUCCACCCGACCGCACCCUUCCAGAUGGUGAUGGAGGGAGUCCGAGGCGCCGGCAUUGAGGGAGACAUCGCCAUCGAUGACGUAACCAUAGAGGAGGGCGAAUGUAAAGACCCUCCCCCAAACAAUCUAAGGUCGCUUGCCCCGCCCUCAUCGCCCCAUAUAUGGCAGCUGUGCAUCACUCUGAGUCUGGCUCUGAUUGGCCGGCAGAGGUGACCCCCCCUCUCUACAGGACGCCACAUGCUUUGACUCUUCUUACCCUAACCCUUCAAUCCCAUCAUCCCCCAUCAUUAAAUCCCCCCCACCCCCCCAACUACCAAAGAUGAGGUCAGAGCUUCAGAGAGGGCUGGCAUCAAAAGGUCAGCAGAUCACAUGGAGUCAGGUUAGCGGGUUCUGAAUGCUUUCACUCUUUAUGCUAAGCU